AUGGACUGUUCCAUAUUCUGUAGGACGAAACUUUGUUUUAUUAAUGCUUUCUUCUUCUUGUUUAUCAUCUCCUCUUUCACAUGUCCUCAUGUAGUCUUCGGCACAGCAAGUGAAUUUGAUUAUGGUGUUCACUGUAACUCAGUUGUUCAUGAAUCCAAACCAGUUGAUGAGGAGUUCAAUAUCAUGCCUUUCCCUGGACGUCAAUAUGGUUACUUCAGUGGUGGUGAUAAAGUCCUAAACAAUCCUCCUUCACGUUCCUACUCUGCACCCAAAUCGAAAACGCUCCUUUUCGAGACUCACCACGUAUUUACAACCGAAGCUGAUGAUGUCUUUAUGGUGGAAGGAAACCUGAUUUUUCAAACCUCGUUUUACUAUGAACGGAGUAUCUCCUCUGGAAGCUCACACUUUAUUAUAAGGUCAAGCGAUUCAAGCGACCGUGGGACACUGGACUUCGAUUUUCGAGGCUUCUGGUCUCGAACAACCGGGAAGCUUUGCAUGGUGGGAUCGAGUUAUGCUUACUCCAAAGAAGGUAAACUGCUUCAUCUUGCUGCUGUUCUUAAGAUUAAUAAUCUUAGGAAGUCAAGUACUAUCAGAACUUUAGUGACUGGUACCCUGGAUAGCUUUAAUUCAAUUGGUGAUCCAAAUCACUUUGAGCAAAUUUCACUGCUGAUGUUUCCCCAACUAAAUUACGCUUACACCAUGGUUUCAAAACAAUUUAGUGAAGGGUGUCCUCGGGGAACCGAUGUCCAACCGAUGUCGUCCCUCCGCUUAUCGCAAACUCGAACUAUUUGUGAUAUGUUAGGUGGAAGCAAUGCUUUCGAAUUGGAGUAUACUGGCAGUUGUAAUUCUUCAAAGAGUUGCAAUCCAUUUGGUGAUGGUAUUGGAUAUUUACCUUCAGUAAUAUCGUUGAGUAUGAUUCAGUGCUCAAACGAUAGGCAAAGCUUGAGGUUUCUGAUAGAAUUCCGGAACGACAGCUAUCAGGGAUACUAUAGCUCUCCCAAUCUCAACACUUCAUUAAUUGGAGAAGGAUCUUGGGAUGCAAAGAGUAAUCGGCUUUGUAUCAUUGCUUGCCGAAUCUAUGAUGCAUCGAGCUCCUUGGAGAAGUCUCAUGUCGGAGACUGCACGACACGGUUGAGCUUAAGAUUCCCUGCAAUCUUGUCUAUCAGAAACACAAGCACCAUUGUAGGAGAAAUUUGGAGUGUGAAGCUUAGGAAUGACGGUGGUUUCUUUGAUAUGAUCGAGUUCCGAAAUACUGCACCUUAUGGAGGAAUUCAACUUCAAGGUUUGAAGUAUGUGUACACGGAAAUGGACGAAGUGAAGAAAUCAUGUCCAAAGAAGAAUUCUAGGACUAAAAGCAGUAGGGAACACUAUCCAGAUGGCUAUUCUGGAGACAUGAGUUUUAGUAUGUCCAUCAUCAAUGGUUCCAAAGGAAGCAUCGGAUGGGGUUAUUCGAAUAUUCUUGCGGUAGAUGAUCAGCAGUAUCAGAGAUUUCCAUCUCUAUUACCAUCCUCAAGCUCAAAGCCUAAAAGUUCUGGCGUUGAAUCCGAUUCCAGCAGUGGCUUGCUUAAUGUCAGCUAUAAAAUUAGCAUCCCGCCACUUAGUUUGGAAUUGGAUGGUGGCCUCAAACCGGUUAACCAAUCUUCAUAUGAAUAUCUGCAAACCGAAAUCCAAAUUUCUGCUGAAGGGGUUUAUGAUACAACAACAGGUAGCCUAUGCAUGGUUGGCUGCAGGCGUUCAAGGUUAGACAGCAAAUCAUUUUCAAGCCUUUCAAUAGAUUGCGAUAUCCUUGUGCAAGUCAACUUUCUUCCAUUGAACUCGCGCAAGAUAAAUAACAUCAAGGGAAGCAUCGAGAGCACGCGUGAAAAUACCGAUAGUCUGUACUUCAAGCCCCUGCAGAUUUUGGGAACAACUAAUUCUCGCAGUUGGGGAGCGGAAUCGAUUUGGAGAAUGGAUUUCGAGAUGAUCGUGUCGGUCGUAUCCAACACUCUUGCAAUUAUCUUUGUUGCAUUUCAAAUCUUUCAUGUGAGGAAGCACCGUGGCAUUGGUCCUAUGGUUUCACUUCUCAUGCUUGUUAUUCUAGCCCUGGGACACUUCAUCCCUUUGGUUCUAAACCUCGAAGCAACGUUCAUUCAGGAUAGCGAGAGAUCGAUCUUGAUUAGAGGUGGAACGUGGCUCGAAAUGAACGAGGUGAUCAUUAGAGUCGUCACAAUGGUGGCUUUUCUGCUGCAAGUCCGUCUUCUGAUGCUCUCAUGGACUGCUAGAUGCUCCACUGAAAAGAAAAAGACCUUGUGGAUUGCAGAGAAAAGGGGGCUGUAUGUGUGUGUUCCAGUGUACGUAAUCGGAGCUAUUAUCGCCUUUUCGGUUAAGUCAAGGCAGAAUGUACACAGAACAGUAAGGGCAACGCAUUCUUGGUACUACAUAGAUGAAAUCAUUUUGGGGAAUUCAAGAGCUUAUGCUGGUUUGAUACUGGAUGCCUUUCUUUUCCCUCAAAUCAUCUUCAACAUGUUCCACAACUCGAGAGAACUGGCUCUUUCUCGACUCUUUUACAUCGGAAUCACCCUUGUUCGCCUCGUACCCCAUGGAUAUGAUCUGUACAGGGCAAACAGCUAUGUUGAUAUAGAUGACACAUACAUUUAUGCAGAUCAUGGUGCAGAUUACUACUCAACUGCUUGGGACUUCAUUAUUAUUGUGUUGGGUAUAUUCUUUGCUGUGAUCAUACACUACCAACAGCGCCUCGGCGGUCGAUAUUUCCUUUCGAAGAGAUUCCUAGAAUCUGUGAUAGAUGAGGAACCUCCAGUGGAUUCAGAAGAACAAUUGCCAUUGAAAUAUAGCACCUAG
Molecule: messenger RNA, 2838 nt
Organism: Gossypium raimondii (Peruvian cotton)
Lineage: Eukaryota; Viridiplantae; Streptophyta; Magnoliopsida; Malvales; Malvaceae
Exons: 1
Coding region: 1-2838 (945 amino acids)
Cellular component (GO): intracellular membrane-bounded organelle
Source: RefSeq, a predicted model, not a curated record